Messenger RNA from Cornus florida, 1860 nucleotides. RefSeq names its product protein ASPARTIC PROTEASE IN GUARD CELL 1. The transcript has a single exon. Gene Ontology annotation, biological process: proteolysis. Bases 287 to 1741 code for a protein of 484 amino acids. Gene Ontology annotation, molecular function: aspartic-type endopeptidase activity. NCBI's taxonomy places the organism in Eukaryota, Viridiplantae, Streptophyta, Magnoliopsida, Cornales, Cornaceae. The record is from RefSeq and is a predicted model, not a curated record.
ACCCUUAACUUAAAAAGCCCACAUUAAGCAUCCAUGUUGUAUGAAAAUUUUCAUCUUUCAUAGGUGUACCAAACACUUCCAACACUUCAAAUCAAAAACUCCAAUUUCUAGAUUUCAUCCAAAUCUUCUCUCCAUUAUGACUCUUGUUUUUCUUCUCACGACUCCAUCGUGAAUACUUCUAAAAUACCACUCUGUCUUCUUAUAUAUAUAUAUAUAUAUAAACUACAUACCAUCUCAAAACCACUCUCUCCGUCUCUCUCUCUCUCUCUCUCUCUCUCUAUCUACAAUGGCAGAAAAAGUUGUCUUCUUCUUCAUCCUGUUUGGUUUCUUCUAUAGUUCAGUUCACUGUCGGAGCUUGCCAGAGAGCUCCAACACUGUGGUUCUUGAUGUCACUGACUCGAUUGAAAAAACCCUAAAUGUGUUUUCAUUUGAUCUCGAAACCACUGUGGCGUUGACCCAACAAGAACAGAGCUUCUCAUCUUCGUCGUCGCUCUCUUUUCAGCUCCAUUCUCGGUCGUCCCUUCAUAAAGCUUCAAAUGGAGACUAUAAGUCGCUGACCUUAGCUCGACUCGAGCGUGACUCAGCGCGAGUCAGAUCGAUUCAGACCAGGUUAGAUCUGGCUGUUAGAGGCAUUGCCGAGUCAGAUCUAAAGCCAGUGGAUACCGAGUUAGAAGCGGAGGAUUUAGAGGUUCCGGUGAUUUCGGGAACGAGUCAAGGAAGCGGUGAGUACUUCUCCCGAGUCGGAAUCGGUCGACCAGCGAGUCAGGUGUAUAUGGUGCUCGACACGGGCAGUGACGUCAACUGGGUGCAGUGCGCACCCUGCGCCGACUGUUACCAGCAAGCCGACCCCAUCUUCGAGCCGGCUUCGUCGUCGUCGUACUCGCCUCUCACGUGCGAGACUCGGCAGUGCAAGUCGCUCGAUGUUUCCGAGUGUCGCAACGGCUCGUGCCUCUACGAGGUGUCGUACGGCGAUGGCUCGUACACCGUCGGUGACUUCGUGACGGAGACCAUCACGUUCGGCGGCUCGGCUUCGGUUAACAACAUAGCCAUCGGCUGCGGCCAUAACAACGAAGGCUUGUUCGUCGGAGCCGCCGGCUUGAUCGGGCUCGGCGGCGGCUCGCUCUCCUUCCCUUCUCAGAUCAACGCCUCUUCCUUCUCUUACUGCCUCGUUGACCGUGACUCGGACGCGGCCUCAACUCUCGAGUUCAACUCAGUAACCCCGCCUAACGCCGUCACGGCUCCUUUAGUCCGUAACAGUAAACUCGACACCUUCUACUACCUCGCCUUAACGGGGUUCAGCGUCGGCGGCGAGUCGAUUUCAGUCCCUCCGACGGCUUUUCAGUUGGACAGCAAUGGCGACGGUGGAGUCAUAGUUGACUCGGGAACGGCCGUGACUCGGUUACAGACGGACGUAUACAACUCACUCCGUGACGCGUUCGUGAACGGAACGAAGAGCCUGCCGUCUACUAACGGCGUGGCGUUGUUUGACACUUGUUACGAUCUAUCAGGGAGAAAGAGUGUGGACGUUCCAAAGGUGUCGUUUCGUUUUCCGAACGGGAAGUCGUUGGAAUUACCGGCUAAGAAUUACCUGAUACCGGUUGACUCUGCCGGAACGUUUUGUUUUGCCUUCGCACCGACGAGCUCGUCGUUGUCUAUAAUCGGAAACGUACAGCAGCAGGGGACACGUGUCAGUUAUGACCUUUCCAACAAUCUUAUUGGGUUCUCGCCAAAUAAGUGCUAGAAAUCAGAGGAAUGUUUAGAUUUUAUUUAUUACAGUAUGUGUUUAAUGCCUAUCCUUCUAUGUUGUAAUAAUUAUUUAGAUUUAUUAUCCAAUUAAUGUCUAUCCUUAUUGGUUUUCCA